CGCGAUAACUUCCGGGUCACCUCCCCUCCCCCCCUCGUGCUUCCGGUCCCCACGCGCUUCGUCUUCCAGGGUCGCGCCUCCAUUUCUAGAAGUUGGGAAUAGAGAGAGAAAAAAAAUUCCUCCUCUCCUCGCAACCGCACAAGGCCACCCCGCCUCGCUCACCUCGUCAUGUCUUCGGUGACUGCGCUGAGACCAUCAACUGCACGUGAAAACCCAGUUUAUGGACAGUCUCACACAAUUCUGCUGGUGCAGCCGACGAAGCGGCCGGAGGGGCGCACCUACGCGGACUAUGAGUCGGUCAACGAGUGCAUGGAAGGAGUGUGCAAGAUCUACGAGGAGCACCUGAAGCGCAUGAACCCCAACAGCCCCUCCAUCACCUACGACAUCAGCCAGCUGUUUGACUUCAUAGAUGACCUGGCUGACCUGAGCUGCCUCGUCUAUCGUGCCGACACACAGACUUACCAGCCGUACAACAAGGACUGGAUCAAGGAGAAGAUCUACAUUCUGCUGCGAAGACAGGCACAGCAGGCGUCCGCCAAGUGAAGGGCUUUGUGGGAAAGGGGGGAAUUUGGGGGGGGGUUGGAUGGGGAGCAGUUGGUCUUAGCAGGGCCAGCACUGUGGUGCAAACAGACGGCACAUGACCCAGAAAAAAAUGCAAUCUCGUGUCAUCAGCGUGGCGCCAUGCAACUGAGAUUCUAGUGAAGGCUGCGUGUGUGGAAUAACGAUCGAUAGUAAAGCCGGUUACCGUCUGGCUCAAUGAAAUCUUUAUGUUAAGCUAAGGUCUGUGGAAUCUGGUUGUGUGUAAAUACCCAUGCAGCUAUUAGGUAAAUGUGUUAAAAGCACUGGAUGUCACUCUUUAUAUUACAAUUUUUACUUAUAAAGUACAUUCAGAGGUGCUAUUAAUAUACAGCUGAUGAAAUCUGGUUUCAAACGAUGUUAUGAUUUGUAAUCUUGAGUGCAUGCAAGUUUGUGUGCAGAGAGCAAUGGGGCAGGAGUUUUACUUCUUGUGCAAUGAUCCCAGUGAUUGAAGUUUGAUUCCAGACCACGGAUUACAUCAGUGGCGAGUCGUAUCGGAUCCCUUUGUGCACCUCCCCUAGAUCAACGCAGCCUUAAGCUCCUACCUAGUGUCGUGUGUGGACAUUCACACUGUGGAGGAAACUGUUGGGUAAGGGUGCUGGUCACACCAUCGACUCUCUUACACUCUGCCCACCUUAAUAAACGUUCGCUAACAUGACUUCCAACAGCCUACAUGGCUGAAUGGGUGAUUACUUUGCUGUGUAUGCGAGUGGGUGUGCUUGUUUGUGAUGUACAAUAUUAACAUGCUCACACAAAUUUGGCUUUUAAAAAAUGCAAAACGACUAACAUGACAUUUUGAGUACUUGAAUGUAUUCAAAAAUAAUGUUCGGCAAAGGCUGUCAGAAUAUGCAGUCAGAUUACAUAGAUGUAGGUUUAACAUGCAAUCUGAUUUAACUGGGCUCGGCAUUUUAACUUGCGGUUCCACCCACUGGGUGGUUCAGCAUGUAUUGUGAUUGAAUGGGUCUGGCUUGUUGGCACCAACUAUAUUCCACGUGUCUCGGUUGUUAUGUCACGUGGCAUAGGGAGAAGAGCUUGUUUACAAUUGGCUUCCGCUCGCGGGCGUUCAACUUGCGCGCCCAUUUCAUCGCCAUGGUUUUUUUUUCCCUAAAAGGCUUGCCAACCUCCACUGGGCGUCCGGCGUAGGUUUGCAUCACGGCACAAGUGCCGUAAAUGAGUUCUUAACCCCGCUUAAACACGCACGUAAAUAACACGUAAAUAACACGUAAAUAACACGUAAGUAACACGUACAUGCGCACGCACACAAAACCGGAUGUGCGUGCAAACUCUUGACACUGUUGCGUAGACAUCCUUUUGACUAAUGGGGCGUAGUGUAGCUCUGUAUAUAUGGGAUGGGGGGGUUACCACUGGGCCCUUAGGGGGGGGAUGCUUUCAUACUCACCUAGUAGGGGUGGCGACUUUUUUUGUGGGUUCCUUUCUAGAAAGGUUAUAGGCAUUGGCAGGAGUUGCGUGCAGCGUAUAUCUGGCACCAAAGCCAUUUCCAUUGAGCUGUCGCUUUCAAGCAAACGAAGUGUUAAUACAAAAAUACGUGGCAGUUUGGCCUUGCAAAGCGUCUACGGUUUUUACACAAAGUUCAUGCGGCACCUGUCCCGGAAUCGAAUCCUCAGGUUUGUCUUUAAUAUACAGGUCCCAUAAGGCCGUGCUUACUAUCAACUUGCAACUGGACUUGAUUUUAACAUCCGGUCAGAUUCCAGUGAGGCUUUUUUUUACACGGAAUUGGCUUUCACCGAUCUAAGCCUGACAUUGCAGUAUGGCGAUUCUGUUCACGGUGUGUCACUGGCAUCCGAUUGGAGUGCACACAAUUUGGGUUUAACACCGAGUUGCGUUACACCCCACCCACACUUGGGUUCUCUCGCUGCAUCUCGUGUAUUCUCGUGCAACCCAUAGGUCCGAUGACCAUUGUCCGGGGGUGGGGGGGGGCAGAUGGACCUUGAGGAUGUCCACUUGACACAUUCAUUGAAAUUGGUUUUCGAUCUCCGUUUUGGUGGAAUGUCGGCAAGUUGUGUUAAAACAUUGCUCUUGAUGCCGGGACCCUCCUGUUAGAUCCGGCACGGUCGUGAGAGUGGUGUGACGGUUGGGAUUACAGCGUUAAAUAAAGCCACCACGCUCUUACGAUCGCUUUGCGUUUUUGGACAGGUGCGUUCAUCCGUCACUGGGGUUUGUGGUGGAUAAUGUUAGGAACAACGGGAGUGAUUGCUUUCCGGUUUAUUAUUUGGGGAGGGGGGGGGGGGGUCUCAUGUUUGUUACCCCACCUAUUGUGUUGAGGCAGUGGUUAAGCAGCAAUCUUGUAAGCGCCACCACCUUGUCGAAUACAUGAGAGGUGGGGGGUGAGACGAUGGUUCACGUGGGAGCACGCAAGCCUGCAAUUAGUGUUAAUGGUUUUUCCCAAGUUUAUUUUUAAUUACUACUCUACCGUUUUAAGAGUGGCCCAUUGUUUUAACUUUGUUUUUCUCAGCCACACGUGUUGCAGGAAGAACGGUGCGACGCAUCAAACUUUUGUUUAAAUUCUAAGCCGCAUAGUUUCUGCGGUUACUGUCAAAGUCUUGGCUUAAAUUCUGUCUUUUUGUGAAAUACAAAUUGUUGAGGGAACCGGUGAAGGCUGUCCACCCAAAUGAGCCCAACAACAAAUGUGUUGCUGGCAAAAAUUUAAUUAAAAUGGAAAGUUUGAAACCCCCUUCAUAAUAAAGCAGAUUUUAUGAAAAUUA
Petromyzon marinus (sea lamprey) is the source of this 3299-nucleotide messenger RNA. It is a transcript of the gene ERH, whose product is annotated as ERH mRNA splicing and mitosis factor. Lineage: Eukaryota; Metazoa; Chordata; Hyperoartia; Petromyzontiformes; Petromyzontidae. The record is from RefSeq and is a predicted model, not a curated record.